GCGUGGUUGAUUAUUCAAACAGGAAAUGUCAUUUAUCAGUUUAGUAACUUCCUAUAGGUGUAUGUACUUUCCUUGGAUUCAAAGAAGCGCAAGAUUUGAGUCCUGCCUGCAAUAAAACGACUCAUUCAACGUUCUAAGCUUAUUGCAUACUGAGAAGGAAUACCGACCCUAGUUCGCUACGCUUCAGGUACGCUUCAGCUGGUCAAAGAUACUCGAAUGAGUGAAUGAUCACAAUAUGGCUGGGAACAGAUUUGGGUUAUCAUCUCUUGAUUUCAAACGCCAACCGUUACUCGACAUCCCACUUCACAAUGAAUCCUUCUCAUAUGACAGUACACCUGUAGAAGACUUCCUCGCCGACCAAAACCCUGAUACUCUAAGGUCUUUGGUCUUCAAGUACUUCAUACCAAUUGCUGAAAUUCAGGUCAAUGUUUCAUCUGAACAAAAAUCGUUGAUGAAAAUGCUAGGAGAUUUAUACAAAGAUCCCCCUUCAAAUGCAAGAUCUUUGAUGACUUCUUUUUUCGGAAUCAGUUCACCAGAAACAGAGGACAUUGGAGAAUACAUGAUUCAUUCUGGCAGUUCUCGUGAAGAGCUGUUUUUACCCCCGUAUCAAGCACGGAACAGCGAUGAAUCUGCAGAUUCAGAAAUUGAUGUAUAUGAAUCAGCAGAUCUUGACGUCAUGCUUUUGAUCUCGCAACCGCUUAUGUGUAAACUCCCAGAAGCCAUGACCUCCGACAAUGCAUCUCCCUCUUCUAACGUUCAUUUAGUCAUGGACAACAAUGGCUGUCACUUGGGCUUCACUAGAAUACUCGUUGAAGGAAAUGUUGACGUUCUUCCAGAACCACUAAAGAAAUCUGUGAUCCAUUGUGAAGAAGGAAAUUACUUGUCAAGUGAAAUGUUUCUGUCCUCAAUUUAUGAUCCUCUUAAUUCUAGAUUUCAAACCGUGGAACAUCUUAAGGGAAGAAAGCUCACAAGGCAAGGUCCAGCUAUCAAUAUGAAAGUAUUAAACGAAGAUGAAUUGGUCAAAAGUAUUUUUGAUGGAGAUUUCGUCCCUACCAUUAAAUGUGAUGGAUUGCCUGACCAGCUGUUAGCUUGGCAAGAGCGGAUUCAAACUCGUCCAUGGCCACCUGAAGACAUUCGACUGCAAUUAUUCCAGAAACCAUGCUAUGCUGUUGGUGUAGGGUACCAUGGAAGUCCAGGAAAAGACAUGGAAUGGCGUCUUUCAGCAUCAGCUAUUGAAAGUGUACUGGGAUCAUCUCUGACAUUGGUUCAGAGAAAGUGCUACAUUCUAUUCAAAAUGCUGCACAAGACAGCUCUGAAGGAGCCUAAGCUGUUGGCGACAUACCAUCUGAAGAACAUCUUGUUUGAAGCACUAGAGGAAACGGAGGGCUCUGCUAGUAUGUGGACAGAGGUUAACCUUAUACCAUGCCUGUAUUUUUUGCUGGAUAAACUCAUUAGUCACCUGGAGAACGGAAGAGUGAUGAGCUACUUUAUUGAAGGCUACAAUCUCAUUGAUCACUAUCCAGCAGAGAAUAUUAAAGAAGUUCUGGAGAAAGUGAAGGCUGUCAGAAAAGCUCCAGAAAAAUACCUAAUGAUGUUUGACGCCAAAUUUGCCUUCGAUUUCAGCAAAGGCAAAAUCUUUCAAGAUGACUUUCAACCAUACUUCCAGCUUAGUAAACAGGAAAAGCCCGAUAAUGAUUUUCAGCUGCCUGCCCAUAGCAUUGUGAUGUCUCUUAUUCGUCAUGCUCAUUCUGAUAUAUCAAUGAAUGAACUAAUUAAGUACAACAGAGCUUUUGCUUUGUUGGAAGAUGCUUGGAAGAUCAUGAAAGUAGUAAAUCCAGAUUUCAAUGCAAACCAGUUUUCUUUCAUGUCUGACGUCACCUAUUCUGGGGUAGAAGUCGAUCAGUCUUGUAAAUUUCAGGAAUUCCUACGCACAAAGUAUCCCGAGGCGAUUGAAGCGAAUGAAAAUGUCAAAUCAAUCACAAGCAUGCUUGGUCUUCAACUUCCUGCCCAGGGAGAAGCCAGUCCUAUUUUUAAAGUGCUGACAUAUAGGAUGCUUGUUCUUGAGAGCUUCUGCGAAUCGAAAGAGCUUCAUGCUUCAGGAAUACAAGUCUUGAAUGCUGACAUCUAUUCUGGAACUGAACCAACAACCAUUGCCAUUUCUGGCACAAUGCAAAGAGCAAUGCUGAAGAUAGCUUUAUGGAUGACCAAGUUAUACGUCCCUGCCGUCAAGAGUCCAGAAGAAUUACAACUUAGAAAAGCAGCUGUUGCCAUGGAAGGAAUGAAAGAAUGUCUCGAGCUUUUAUCACAGACGACAUCCGAUUCAGACACGGGAAACAAUACAGCAUCUUUGCCAGAAGCCCUGACAGAAAAUGAUGAAUAUGUUCCCAAAGUUACAAACCGAUGAUUCCACAUUCGAACACGCAAAGGAGAUGGAAGAAAUGGUCGAAGCGGCGCCAAAGCCUAAAGACAAAGACACCACCACAGCCAAAUUGACAGCCUACGAAUUGUUCAUUCAAUACUUAAACGGCACUUUAGAUAUCAACCUUUAUUUUGUUUCUUCGUACAACACAAUCUUUCUAUUCCUGAUGUUUGGGGUGAAAAAGGAAGCAUGUAGGAUGUUAUUGCGCCUCAAUCCAACUUGUUUGUGGACCUUUUCGUUUCUGAAUGGUCCAUUCCUAGAAAUAGAGCUGAAGAAUUUGAAUCGCUAUGUGACUAAGUUCAUUUUCCCUGAUCACUUAUAUUCCUACAUAGAUUCAGUAGGUUCAUGUGCAGUCCAAAUUAAUUUUUUUCAGCACUUUCUUCUGAUUGAGUGCAGCACUGCUAACCCUGGCUUCUUUGAGGCCAGUGAGAUUGAGCAGGCUUUAACAUCUGCUUCCAAGGUUGUACGAGAUAUGAGUGCAAAAACGUCCAAGAAGCAUUAUGUCUUUCUGUUGUCCGUAAUCUACUUUAAGCUAAACAAAUUUGCUGAAGCACGAGGAUGUCUAGAAUCAAUUAUGAGUGACGUCGACGAGGAAUCCAAAGAAAUUGUCGAAGAAGCAUUGCAACUCUAUCAAUGCCUCCAAAUGUCAUUAGAAAUUUAAGUCCUUCUACGAGAACAAACGGCUCUUCAUAUUGCAAGGUAGCCUCUGUCAACUGUCAUAUUUUGCUGAGGAUAUAAAUUGUUAUAGAAGCAAACGUACUUCUACGAGAACUAAUAUGCUUCAUAUUGUAGGCAUAGGCUCUCUCCGUCUGCCAUAUAUUGCUGCAUGAUUAAUUAAGGAAAGAAAAUGAAAAGAAUUGGAACUUUAUUAGUGCCUUCAAAUGUCCCUAGACACUUAGAUAGUCCUUCUAACAAAUAUGCUUCAUUUUGUAAGAGAAUCUAGUCUGCCAUAGCUAGUUUGCUGCAUAAGAAUAAAUUAAGAUGUCCUUAUCACUAUGAAAGGUUCAUGUUAGAUGAAGUAAGUACCUGUACCUUGAGGUACCUGUGACCCUUCUUCAAAUAGGCGGUUAUGUUUAUAAAGCGAACGCGUAUUUGAAGGGGGAAUUGUUAUGAGUGAUAAUCACUUAGAACCCCUCCUUUUGUGGUAUUAGUAAGCAAUUUAAACAUCUCAAUAAUUUUAAAUCAUUUUAUUAAAUAAGAUCAAUAGAAUACAUAUGCAUGCUCCAAAAAAAUCAAUUGAUAGCAAACAGAAAAAAAAAGCACUUAAAUUAAAAUAUUGUCACCUGUGUAACGAGGAAAGUAUGGACCUUUUAUCAAAACGUUUUUAUAUGUAUAGUUAUAUAGGGUAAAUUAUCUAGAACCUAUCUGAUAAAAAACCUAUAUUUACAUAUACAUAAUAUGGUACGACCAGCGGGGUGUAAAUUCCAGAAAUGUGAAUUUUGCUUCAUCCUAUUAUUACGUCGACACAUAAAUAUUUUGUUUGAGUAACAGAUUUUUUUAAAAUAUUUUAUAUAUGUUUUUUUUAAGAUAGCAUAUUUGAUAUACACCCAAUUGCAAGAACUUCAAAAUAUAUAAACAUUUUUUUAUGCUUGUACAAAAUGUUACUGACGAUAGCUUUGAAACCUUUUCCCCAUUCAUAAGAUGCUUCACAAGGUUAUAAUCGUUAAAAAUGCAUAAAUGAAACUAGUGAUAAAUCCAAUGACGGGUUCGGUCCAAACUCAAUAAAUUAAAAGCAAAUUUGA
Actinia tenebrosa (Australian red waratah sea anemone) is the source of this 4161-nucleotide messenger RNA. RefSeq lists its product as uncharacterized. The record is from RefSeq and is a predicted model, not a curated record. NCBI's taxonomy places the organism in Eukaryota, Metazoa, Cnidaria, Anthozoa, Actiniaria, Actiniidae.